Molecule: messenger RNA, 909 nt
Organism: Aspergillus puulaauensis
Lineage: Eukaryota; Fungi; Ascomycota; Eurotiomycetes; Eurotiales; Aspergillaceae
Exons: 4
Coding region: 1-909 (302 amino acids)
Biological process (GO): regulation of mRNA processing; protein phosphorylation; spliceosomal complex assembly
Molecular function (GO): ATP binding; protein kinase activity
Source: RefSeq, a predicted model, not a curated record
AUGACCACGAGCUCUCCAUCACAGCACAUCCUGAAUGCUAACCCUAAGCAUGCAGGGAGCGGGCUAGUUGCAAAUAUACUCGACUCAUUCACGAUUCCCGGUCCACACGGCUUCCACACCUGCAUGGUCUUCGAUCCCCUAUGUGAACCACUAUGGAUGCUACAACACCGAUUCGAGCGGAAAGCUAUCCCACUGGACGUUCUAAAGCCUAUUACUGCCGCAAUAAUAGAAGGACUACGCUACCUACAUGAGGAAUGCCGUGUUAUACAUACAGAUCUAACACCCGACAACAUGAUGAUGAGAUUAUCCAACCCAGCCAUCGCUUCCUCGGUUGCAGAGACUGAACUCAUCGAACCGUCGCCACGAAAGCAACUCGUCGACCGGUCAAUAUACCUCUCUCGCAACAAAUGGAACAUACCACUCAGCGACCUGGGCGCACCUGCCAUCCAGGGCUUCCGGAAUGCAGUUCACGGUGGUAAACCACAUAGUCAUCCCAUCCAGCUAGCGAAGUACCAAUGCCCUGAGAUCUCUCUUGGGAUGGAGUGGACUUAUCCUGCUGAUAUAUGGAAUCUGGGUGCAGUGCUCUGGGAAUUAUUCUUCGGGAGAGGACCAUUCGACCAGCCAGGUGAUCCCGAGACUUGGACUGAGGCGGCGCAUGUUGCACAGAUUAUUUCAUUACUUGGGCCGCCUCCAUUGGAUGUCCUUCAGCGUGGGAAGCGAAGCUCCCAGUAUUUCGACGAAAAAGGAGAGUUCAAAUUCCCAGACCUCAUUCAAAAACUCGACUUUAGAACUUUGGUAGAUGGUGUUCAGGAUAGUGACGAGUUGGCAUUUGUGGACUUUAUCUCUAGAUUUUUAUGCUGGAGGCCUGAGGAUCGACCCACUGCCCGGGAACUGUUUUCAGGUCCAUAG